CCUAACCCCUGCCCCGAACUAGCCCCGCCUCUCCGGGAGUAGUCUGCUGCUCACCGAGCUCACCAGUGCAUUUUCCGAACACGCCAUUUUCCAUCGACAACUGAAGAGCGACUCAAUCGGAGGAGCGCGGAAAGCCUGAACUGUGGAUUCCUUCAAACAAGAUUCAGUCAUGCACCGUGACUGUCCUCUUGACUGCAAAGUCUAUGUUGGAAACUUGGGAAACAAUGGAAACAAGACCGAGCUAGAGCGGUCAUUUGGCUAUUAUGGCCCUCUCCGCAGUGUUUGGGUGGCCAGGAACCCCCCAGGCUUUGCCUUUGUAGAGUUUGAAGAUCCUAGAGAUGCCACUGAUGCAGUGCGUGAGCUGGAUGGAAGGACAUUGUGUGGCUGCCGUGUACGAGUGGAGCUGUCAAAUGGUGAGAAACGUAGCCGAACCCGUGGUGCCCCUCCUUCUUGGAGCAGACGUCCCAGAGAUAGAGAUGACUACAGGCGUCGCAGUCCACCACCCAGGCGAAGAUCCCCACGCAGGAGGAGCUUCAGCCGCAGUCGUAGCAGGUCUUUCUCCAGAGACAGGAGGAGGGAGAGGUCCCUCUCCAGGGACAGGAACCACAAGCCUUCAAGAUCCUUCUCUCGAUCACGAAGCCGUUCCAGGUCCAAUGACCGAAAAUAAAGGAAUGUGUGAAGGUGUAAAGGGAGCUAAAAAUGAACGGUUGCAUAGGCUAUGCCGCUUCAUGAUGGACUUCAACUUUGUUCAUUUUUGUGUUGGAUUUUUUAAAACAAUCAAGCAUUUUAGUGUCCCUACUGUUUUGCUGUUAUUGUGAUUUUCAAAUACUUUUUAGUGGGUGUGGACAGGAGUGACCCCUCACAGAAAUUGUUUGUCUCCUUUGUCCCAAAACAGCUGUACCACCUAGCAUUCCACUUCAUCAGUAACUCUUGAUACCUUUUGGGUUUUUGAAUGUACUGUGUAGUUCGACAUAGUGUGAGUAGUUCUUCGUUUUCAUUGUGUAAACACCAGCAUUUUUUUUUCAAAGGACUGGGACUAUGUGUAAUUGCAUCCCUGUUUGUCUCUAAAGCCAAUUUGAUAUCAGCGAGCAACUUUCUUCAUACUGAAGGUUUUCAUCUGUUAAUGGAGAUGCAAAAUUAUGGCAUAGGUUUUAUUAAAAAAAAAACUAAAAAAACAGGUGUUAACACGUCUACUUUUGGUAAAUUGCAUUUUCCAUUAUUUUAUUGUUUCAUACUCUGUGAAACGGUCUCAAUAAAAAUACUGGCUGUUAAACAUU
Messenger RNA from Paralichthys olivaceus (Japanese flounder), 1277 nucleotides. RefSeq names its product serine and arginine rich splicing factor 3b (gene srsf3b). The record is from RefSeq and is a predicted model, not a curated record. Lineage: Eukaryota; Metazoa; Chordata; Actinopteri; Pleuronectiformes; Paralichthyidae. Gene Ontology annotation, cellular component: nuclear speck. Gene Ontology annotation, biological process: mRNA splicing, via spliceosome. Gene Ontology annotation, molecular function: RNA binding.